AUGUAUGGCUAUGGCAAGAGAUUGGUUCCAGCUACAUCUACCACAAGUACUACAUCUACCACAAGCACUACUACUACAAGUAGUACAUCUACUACACAUCAAAACAAGACCAUCAGCAAAUCCAAUUUGCCACAAACAAAAGCACUGCUAUCCCUUUCAACACAAGAACAAAAUGAACAAAAAGAACAAGCAAAUGAACAAAAAGAACAAGCAAAUGAUAAAAAAGAAGAAAAUACUGGUGAAAAUGCUGGUGAAAAUGGAAAUGGGCCAAAUUUGAAGCAAAAUUGGAGACCCAGCCAGGAGUGGGUUGAAAGUUGCAUCAGCAAUGUGACGGAGGAUGAAUCCAUCAUGGUGCCCUUCAAAUCUCUCACCAAACGAUAUGUACUGGGAGAUUGUGUCAAAAUGUGCUCUCGUUGUCACUUGAGUACCAGAGGAAAGGCGGCCAAACAUCAACCACGCAAAAUUGGAAAUCUAUACGAAGACAAGGCUUGUCCACAGGAAAACAAACACUACAGAACAGGAGGAAAUAUUGACAUUUUACUACAGGUUAUUCAAGAAUUCCAACAAAACACACAAGGACUGAAAAAACCAGAUCCAAAUGCGGUCGUCAUUCAUCUACGAUUGGGAGAUGUCAUUGAAGCGGCUGCUGAUUCGGUGCAAAAAAUGCUUUUUGAAGGCGGAGAUCCCUCGCACCCGGGACCUUUCAAAAACUCGAUCAAACCAAUACAAGAAUAUCUUGACAAUUUUCAGGAAGCUUCAGCCUCGGACGAAAACAAAAUACAACAAGUCAUUAUCGUGGGAGGAGGCUUUGGAGAAAAACACGAGUACAAAAAAUCAAGGCAGUACUCGGCAUGUCUACAGCGAGGAUUCCAACAAGCCGGAUACCCAGUGCAAAUGAAGGUAGACUCUCCCAAUGUCGAUGCCGACUUUUACUAUAUGAUUCACGCACACAGAUUCAUUCCAACCGUUGGAGGAUUCUCACAGUUGAUUGGCAAACUCGUCGACCGGUUGGGAGGAAAGGUCGUCGGACGAACCUUUGAAAGUCUCGCCGAUGUUGCCGCGUGGGAAAGCAAAUACGAACGAGGACACAAAAUGACCAUCAAUAGAGCCAUUGCCACACCAGAGGAGAUCGCCAAGGCCGUAAGCUUGGAGUCGGGGAAAUAA
This is a messenger RNA of Seminavis robusta, 1164 nucleotides long. Lineage: Eukaryota; Bacillariophyta; Bacillariophyceae; Naviculales; Naviculaceae. The record is from the annotation of a GenBank genome assembly.